GACCGUUUACCUGUGGAAGAUCAGAGAGCUGCUUUGCUGAUGCAUGAAGCGUCGCCGGCAUGAAGCGGCAGUUUGUUCUGCUCUUCAGCUGAGCAACAUCAAACGAAGAGGAUCUUUACUCUGCUUCAGACUUCUUCCAAACUACGUCUCGGGGGAGUUUUGUCUGGAUGGAUCAGUUCGGGUUGGAGGAUGGUGAGGAAGAUGAGAUGCUUCAGUACAUAAUUGAACAGAGUCUGCUGGAGAGCAGCAGGAAGAGGGAAACGGUCAGAGCGUCCCCAACAGGAGACAAGAUGGGCAAUGAUUUAGCCUCCUCAGACAUCUCCAAGAUCUUCUCCGCGAUUAAACAAGGUAAUGAGAGGCUUCUGAGGGAUCUGUGCGUCAAGCUUAAGGACAAGUUUAUGCAGACUGACAGCAGAGGAUGGACUCCGCUCCAUGAAGCAGCAGUUCAGAGCAACGAGAUCAUCCUGGAGCUCACGCACAAAGCUGCAGGUCCAAACUCUCUGGAUUGUCGGACUCUUCGGGGCCAGACGCCCCUCUACCUGGCAGUAGAACAGGGUCUGAUUGAAAACGCCUCAUUCCUCAUGGAACACGGAGCGCAGCCGGACUGCCAGGACCAAGACAAGGACGCCCCGCUGUUUGUAGCCAUCCGCUCAGGCCGGGCCGACCUGGUGAAGCUGCUGCUCCUCCGCGGCUCCAGUGUGCACCAGGCGGGCUGCCACGGUCGCCGCCCCCUCCACGAGGCGGCGCGGGUGGGCAACGUGGAGCUGGUGAAACUUCUGCUGGAGGCCGGGGCACGGCCGGACCCACGCAGCAACUACGGCUUCACGCCGCUGGCCCUGGCUGCUCAGGGAGGACACCUGGAGGUGGCAGAGAUCCUCCUGAGGAAAGGUGAGGCCUUGCUGGAUGAUGGUUAUGACCCCAACUUCAUGCUCCACCCUUGGAUCCGCAGGAAUUAUGAUGACGAGAGGAAGUCGGCUCUCUUCUUUGCUGUUUCCAAUAAUGACAUGGCGUCGGCGAAGCUGCUGCUGGAGGCAGGCGCCAUGCCCAACCAAGACCCUGUUAAAUGUCUGCAGGUUGCACUGCGACUAGGCAACUACGAUCUGAUCAACUUGUUGCUGCGGUACGGAGCCAAUGUGAACUACUACAGCCGAAUCAACGCCACGCAUUUCCCCUCGGCGCUGCAAUCCGCUUUCAAAGACGAGGUUAUUCUCAGGAUGCUGUGUCACUAUGGUUACGACGUAGAACGCUGCUUCGAUUGUCCCUACGGCAACAGCGCCCACAUUCCUGAUGAUGAUUUUCACAUUAAGAGUAAUGUUUCUCUGUCAGUGCAGUUCUGUGAGGUCAUCACCGUCAACUGGCUGAAACACCUGUCCGGCAGCGUGGUUCGUGUGCUGAUGGAUUACGUCGACCACGUGACCUUUUGCUCCAAACUGAAGGUGGUUCUGAUGGAGCAGAAGCAGUGGUCUGAUAUCUGCAGACUACAAGAAAACACGCGGUGCCUGCAGCAUCUCUGUCGCCUGAGGAUCCGUCGAUGCCUGGGCCGUCUCCGCCUCCGAUCGCCCACCUUCAUGAGCUUUUUGCCUCUGCCGGAGCGACUGAAGGACUUCAUCCUCUACAGGGAAUACGACCUGCUGCCCAAACAGAGAAGCAGCUAUUAAUGAAAAAGAGUGUUUCAGUAGCUCUAUGAAACAUGCCUGAAAGAGAGAAAAAUUUUGAAGUCAUGUGGUGUGAUUUUGAUCUUUGAAGCCUACUAACACAAAGUGCUGCAAAAACUUAAAAUCUAAAUAAGUAUUUUUUCUUAAAAUACGUGCAUUUUGUCUUGAAUUGAGGAGGUAAGUGAGACACUUUGCCAAUAGAACAUGAUUUCCAUUUAAAAUAAAAGUAACAGCAUGGUCUUAUUACAAGUGCAUAUUAUCUAAUUAUUUUAUUUUAAGAGUAAAAAUACUCAUUCUGUUGGUGAAUCAUCCUAUUAACCUAAUAAAAUUGAGAGUAAAUACUAUUGAUUUAGUAAAUUUGUACUUAUUUCUAGAUAUUUUUUGCAGUGCAGUUCUGCAGGGGUGCAUGAGCUACAAAUACAAAUCUGAAUAGUGUGGCAUGCAUUUACC
Messenger RNA from Cyprinodon variegatus (sheepshead minnow), 2105 nucleotides. Its product is annotated as dynein heavy chain 12, axonemal-like. The record is from RefSeq and is a predicted model, not a curated record. Bases 168 to 1658 code for a protein of 496 amino acids. Gene Ontology annotation, biological process: intracellular signal transduction. The transcript is spliced from 11 exons. NCBI's taxonomy places the organism in Eukaryota, Metazoa, Chordata, Actinopteri, Cyprinodontiformes, Cyprinodontidae. Gene Ontology annotation, molecular function: protein binding.